Molecule: messenger RNA, 922 nt
Organism: Epinephelus lanceolatus (giant grouper)
Lineage: Eukaryota; Metazoa; Chordata; Actinopteri; Perciformes; Serranidae
Source: RefSeq, a predicted model, not a curated record
CUGACCGGCGUGGACACGUCCCUAGGCUACAUAAAUAGUUUCACUUUAGACUUUCAGCGGUAGACCCAGACCAGCAGCAGAAAUGGUGCACCGAGCAGUCAUCCUCCUCCUUUGUUUGUUGGGAUUCCUUCAGAAAGGUCUAGCAGCUGUGAUAGAGACUCAGCAGACUGUGAUGGCAGCAGUGGGAGAAGAGGCUCUUUUAAACUGUCAGCUGAUGCAACCUAAAGAUGUUCUUCAAGUCACAUGGCAGAAAGUUUUACCUGAGGGGGAGCAGAAUCUUGCUGCUUUCCACAAAAACUACGGUCAGAAAGUGAAUCCUGACUUUAGAGAUAAAAUGGAGUUUAAAUAUGCUGGACUGCAGAACAGCUCCAUAGUUAUCAGGAGGGUGACGGAGGAAGAUGAAGGAUGCUAUCACUGUUUGUUUAACACCUACCCUGAUGGAACUCUCACUGGUUCAACCUGCCUCCAACUCUAUGAGCUGCAUGAACCCGUUCUACAUGUCAGAGAAUCAAACUCUCCUGAAGAGGCAGUUGUGUCCUGCUCGGCCACAGGUCGACCUGCUCCCACAGUAACACUGACUGUCCCUCACUACAACUCUACCAGUGUCACCAACACCAACGCUACAGUCACUGUCACCGCUACAGCCGUGCUGCCUCGUCUCCAUGGCAACAGCACACAGGUUGGAUGUGCAGUGCGAGUGCUCUCAGGUCCUCAGAUAGAGGUGUUUACCAUGAUUCCUGAGGUCACACUGUCGUCUGCUGAUGAUGUCACUUUGAUCACUGUGUUGGUCGUGGUGUCCUGUGUUUGUGUUGCUGCUGCAGUCAUCAUCAUCAUCCUGCUUAUAAGGAAACAUCAGAACAGUGUGUCACACAGAGACUGUGAGGAGAACAGGACACCACAAAAAACAACUAUAUUUACUUAG